Messenger RNA from Marchantia polymorpha subsp. ruderalis, 1341 nucleotides. Lineage: Eukaryota; Viridiplantae; Streptophyta; Marchantiopsida; Marchantiales; Marchantiaceae. The record is from the annotation of a GenBank genome assembly.
CAGAGUCAGGUACGUUCUAUCGUGGUUCAUCGUUCCGAACCGUAUCCUGGCCUCCGGCCGAACUCUCCGUUGCGUUUCCUUUCGUCGCUCGAAAUUGGUCGAAGUUCACGAAGAGCGCCCGUCGAGAUAUUGCAACUGAUCUCGUCUUACGUGCUCCCGAGGUGUUGUCUGAUUCGCGUUGCAGUGGAUUGCAGAAGCAUUGUAGAGAAAAUUUUCAAGACUCUCUGGAGAUUGUGCAGUCGCAUGAAGGUUGCCAACUACGAGAGAGACAGAGAGAGCGAUCGAACCAAUCUGGGUGACGCAGCUGCUUGCUUAAUCGUUACUCGCACCGAAGGUGCCAAUAAGCUCUGUCUUCGAGUUACAGCCGUAGCAGGAAUCGGUAAGCGGACGAGUUCCUUGUGUGAAUUCAGCCAGAGUAUACAUCGGCAGUCACUCCUUGUCCUGCAGACAAAUACCAAAGUACCAAAAAGUCAAAGGAUAAAUACCGCAUAUUCGAAGUACGCAACUUACGUUUCUCACCGUUCUCGCCCACGCCUUUCCAUUCCGUAUGACGAUGCUCUUGUAAUCAAUGGCUGCGAAGGUUGUCGUUUUGAAAGGGAAGGUUAUAAAUGCUACUCCAUUUCAAAAGUGCGCUGCCGACUCGAAGAGCAGCCAUAAAAACAAGGAUGAGUCUCUUGUCGACAAGUAUGGAUGCAGUUGAAGGAAUACGGUUUCAAUUAGCAUGGCACAGAAGUCAUGUAUAGUGGUGUCUUGGGAACAAAACUUACGUGUGAAAUUUACAUCGGCUGUGUGUACUAUCAAAGACUUCGUCAUAUGGUUGGAGACAAGUAUCAGGUGAGAUCCAAUGGCGCUGUGAAUCCUGUGACACGACAGCCUGUUAAAGGGCGAAAGUUUGGUGGUGGUAUUCCUUUCGGAGAGAUGGAGAGAGAUUCGUUACUUGCUCAUGGUGCAGCGUACUUGUUGCAUGAUAGGCUACAUACUUACUCAGACUAUCAUACUGCGGACAUCUGUCUUCGAUGUGACAGUCUGUUGUCUACUACACCUGCAAUUCAGCAAAAGAGCAGUGCAGCUUUUGCUAUGGGAUUAGGGUCAAGUAAAGAGAGCAAAGUCAUCUGUAGAGUGUGCAAUUAAAGUCGGGAUAUUGAGCUUGUGACCAUGCCUUACGUUUUCAUAUAUCUUGCCUCAGAGUUGGCAGCCAUGAACAUCAAAUUAACACUUACAAUAGGCAAUGGCUGAUAUAUGAAAGUAAAUCUAUUUUUCAGCUUUACAUCCUCCCCAUUUGUACAUUUGACGAAUUUGAACGAAAUGCACUCUGUCGAGCCGAGCGGAUGCUUUGAGUUU